AUGAAAGUUCCAAAUCUUUCUCUCAAAGAAGCUAUUCGACGUGUACCAGACUUCUCAACAGUUCUACCGAGCUGUGUUGAUUCGUCUAUUGUAAGUUCUAGUGCAAAAAAAGGAUUGACAAAGGAAGACGCUGCUGCAAUAAGAUUAUAUACUAUUGAAUGUCCGGUUUAUAAACUUCUCAAUGCAGCACUUCGUACUGAAGAAUUGAAGAAUAUUGAACCUUGGUUUCCUUACUUGAAACUUUUCAACAUUGCUAUCAGCAAACUAACUCCAAAGAAAGGAACAUAUUGUCGUGGAAUAAAUGGAAAUCUCAAUUCUCUUUAUCCAGUUGGUUCUAUUGUGACUUGGAUUAUUGAAAUAUUUCUAAUACUAGCAGUUCUCCCAACAACAUUAAAAGGAACAGUGACGACAUCAAAAUCGACAACAACAUCAAAACCAACCACAACAACAUCAAAACCAACCACAACAACAUCAAAACUAAAAACGACAUCAAAAACAACAACAAAAGCAUCAAAACCAACAAGAACAUCGUCAACGAUAAGAACGUCAAGAUUAACAACAGCUUCGAAACAAUCAUCAAGCGUGUCAACAUUAUUUAAAACAUUUUCAGCACUAGUUAAUACUUGUCUUCAACCAUUUAUGAAUUAA
Molecule: messenger RNA, 648 nt
Organism: Rotaria sordida
Lineage: Eukaryota; Metazoa; Rotifera; Eurotatoria; Philodinida; Philodinidae
Source: the annotation of a GenBank genome assembly